Messenger RNA from Angiostrongylus costaricensis, 1242 nucleotides. The record is from the annotation of a GenBank genome assembly. NCBI's taxonomy places the organism in Eukaryota, Metazoa, Nematoda, Chromadorea, Rhabditida, Metastrongylidae.
UUUCCCUGUAAUAUUUUUUGUUAUCAGAUGCAUCCGGUUUCGUUACUUCUACGAUCAUUUGUCGCCUUAUCAACAAUUGCGCUAUUGGUUCAAAUAGUACUUUAUCAUAUCAAUGAUAUCGUGUUGGAUUUGGUCGAUUGUGGUGCUGAUGAUUGGCGGGUCGUUGUCACUACAGAUCGAGCUAUACAGUUUUGUACAGAGUUUCUUUUAUGUGCAAUUUGCCCACUUCCAGGUACUGGUUCAAUACAGUGGUCAUUUAUUGAAACUACGCGAAAUAUGCAAUCCAGUCAUGGAAGAUCAUUUUACAGUAGAGAGGUGCCUAUUGACGUUUUGUUGUCAAUGCUGAUGCUUUCGCGCGUCUAUCUAUUUGCAAGAUUUAUGGUCCUUCAUAGUAAACAGUUUCAAGAUGCUUCAACGCGAACACUGGCGGCAUUGAAUCGAAUUCAAGUGAACUUUUCAUUUGUUCUUAAAACAGUACUGGAUCAACAACCAAUACUAUUUCUCACAACAUUUACAAUAAUUUUUUGGAUCGUCACGUCCUGGACAUUCGUACAAUGUGAAAGGUUUGUCGAUCAAGACGUCCCAUCAAUUCUUUACUCAAAUGCUUUGUGGUUCAUUGCGAUAACUUUCAUGCUGAAUGGUUAUGGCGACAUCGUACCUCAAACCCACGCUGGAAGAAUAAUCGCGAUUUUCGUCGGUGUUGUAGGUGCUAUUAUUUCAUCAAUUCUUAUCGCCGUUAUCUCAAGAAACAUUCUACUCUCACACGGGCAACGUAAUGUGAACAAUUUUAUGCAUGACAGUAAACUCACCAGAGAACACAAAAACGCAGCAGCAAAGGUUUUACAACAUACAUGGCGUAUCCAUAAUUGUUUACGAAGUGGACCAGAUAGUCGUCUACGGACAUUUCAACGAAAAUUUCUUCGAGCUAUUCAUGAGUUUCGAGCCAUUAAGAAUGAAAUGCGAAUGUUCUCUGAGAAUAACUCGGCAAACACUCAGCAAGUGACUCGAUUAGUCGCUGAAAUGCACUUCUCAAUGCAGCGCCUAAUAUCUGCACAAGAGGAGAUCAGAGCACAAAUUGAAGUCUUACAACGAGCUGUUCGUAAUCAUUACACAAAUAGCCAACAAUGGUUGGUUUUUAUGACGCUAUUUACCAUUUUUCUGUACCGUGGCCAGGUCGAUAGUGUUGGGUUUCAAACUGUGAUACGUUGCGGACGAAAACAGGUUCACAGACGUCGAGAAUGA